AUGACGGAGUUCUUGGGAGGUAGAGGUAGACGACCAUACACCCGGUCAAAACGGGAAUCUGGGAAGGUUGAGGUGGAGGAUCAUUCGCCCGCUCAAAGACGAAGAUCUGGGAAGGUUCAGGUAGAGAAUCAUUCUCCCGCUCAAAGACGGAAAUCUGGAGGUGGAGGCAGAGGAUCAUUCUCCCGCUCAAAGACGGAGACCUGGGGAGGUGGAGGUAGAGGAUCAUUCGCCCGCUCAAAGACGGAGACCUGGGGAGGUGGAGUUAGAGGAUCAUUAUCCCGCUCAAAGUCGGAGACCUGGGGAGGUGGAUGUAGAGGAUCAUUCGCCCGCUCAAAGACGGAGACCUGGGGAGGUGGAGUUAGAGGAUCAUUCUCCCGCUCAAAAACAGAGACCUGGGGAGGUGGAUGUAGAGGAUCAUUCGCCCGCUCAAAGACGGAGGUCCGGGGAGAUGGAGGUAGAGGAUCAUUCGCCCGCUCAAAGACGGAGACCUGGGAAGGUGGAAGUAGAGGAUCAUUCUCCCGCUCAAAGACGGAGACCUGGGGAGGUGGAGGUAGAGGAUCAUUCGUCCACUCAAAGACGGAGGUCCGGGGAGGUGGAGGUAGAGGAUCAUUCUCUCGCUCAAAGAUGGAGACCUGGGGAGGUCAUUAA
Mercenaria mercenaria is the source of this 648-nucleotide messenger RNA. RefSeq names its product keratin, type I cytoskeletal 9-like. The record is from RefSeq and is a predicted model, not a curated record. The coding region runs from base 1 to 648 and encodes 215 amino acids. NCBI's taxonomy places the organism in Eukaryota, Metazoa, Mollusca, Bivalvia, Venerida, Veneridae. The transcript has a single exon.